AUGCCCAAACGUGGCUCUUCAACGUCAGGUACAGUUGCAGCUGUACCACGUAAAAAACAAAAAAAUACUCAAUCAACAAAUGGUCAUGAUACUGAAGAACAAGAUGAAAAUAUACCACCAAAUUCUACCUUUGAAUCAUCACAAUUAUUUAAAGAAACUCCUGAUUUACAUAAAAAUGCCGGCACUAUUCUUAGAAUUAGUGUAAAAAAUUUUAUGUGUCAUACGUUUCUUGAAUUUGAUUUCAAUGAAAAUUUAAAUAUGGUUAUUGGCAAUAAUGGCAGUGGAAAAUCUGCAAUUAUGAAUGCAAUUACACUUACAUUAGGUGGUCGUGCUACAAGUACAAGUCGUUGUUCUAAUAUUGGUCGUUUUAUUCAACAUGGUAAAAGUAAUGCCGAAAUAUCUGUUGUAUUGUGCAAUCAAGGUCUCGAAGCAAUUGAUAUUGAACGUUUUGGACGAACAAUUACAAUUAUACGUAAAAUAACAAUCAAAGGUAGCAGUAAUUAUUUGAUUAAAAAUGAAUAUGGUAAAACAGUCUCGGAAAGAAAAGAUACAAUUGAUAUCAUAGUUGCACAUUUUAAUAUUCAAGUUGAUAAUCCAAUGUGUAUGCUUAACCAAGAUAUAGCAAAGAAUUUUUUAAAUACAAAAAGUACCAAAGAAAAAUAUAAUUUUUUUCUCAAAGCAACACAAUUACAAAAAAUGGUUGAAGAUCUUGAACAAAAUACAAUUGAAGUUCGUAAUUCGAAAGGAUUACUUAUUGAUCAUAUUAAAAAAAAAAAAGAAAUUCAAGCCCAACAAGAAGAUCUUCAAGCACAAUUAAAAUUUGCUGAAUCAGUACGUAAUGCAAAAUCAGAUGCUAAUAAUCUUCAAGGACAACUUGAAUGGGCUGAAGUAUUUAAUCUUGAAAAAUCAUUGGCCGAGACUGAACAAAAACUUCUUGAUAAUCGAUAUGCUGUUGAAGAAUAUAUGAAAAAACGUGAUGCAUUAAUCGAAGAUAUUAAAAAUGAAAAAACUAAACGUGAUGAAUUACUUCGUAAAGCACAAGAAGUUGCAAAUAAUGCAAUUGAAGAAAAACGUAUUCAUGAUGAUCUUGAACGACGAAUGAAAUUAUUUAAUAAAGAACGAAGAGAUUUAUUAAAUGAAGUAAAUAAAUCUGAAAAAGAACUUCAAAUACAAAUUGAAUUAAAGAAAAAACUUCAAAAUAAAAUUGAUGAAAUGCGUCGUAAAGCAACAGGUAAUAAUGAUUAUGAUCGAGUUCGUCAACGUAUGGAAGAAUUACAAAUUUCAAUUGCUGAACAACGACAAAUAUUAUCAAUGAAAGAAAAUGAACAAGUUAAUUUUCGACAAUUAUAUGAUGAUGAACGUCAAAUUCAAUUUAAUGAUCAAGCAGCUGUUAAACAACAUGAAGAUUCAUUACGUAAACGACGUGGACACAUUCAACAUCUUAAAGCAGCGAAAGAAGAUCGUGUUACAAUUUAUGGACGUUAUACACUUGCAAUUCUGAAAGAAAUUGAAAAACAAGCUCAUAGAUUUAAACAAAUGCCUAUUGGUCCCGUUGGUAAACAUAUUCGUCUUAUUGAUCGAAAAUGGGCGAUUGCUAUUGAACAAGCGAUUGGAAAUAUAAUUCCAAGUUAUCUUUGUUCAUGUCGUGAAGAUGAAAGAGUUUUUCUUGAAAUACUUACACGUUGUGUACCAGCACAAGAUAUGGAUUAUCGACCAAGUGUUACUGUGAUGAAAUUUCAAUCAAAAAUUUAUCAACAACUUCGAUUACCACCAUCAAGUUUUACAACGAUUUUAUCCAUGCUUGAUAUUGAUAAUCCAACAGUUGCAUGUUUUUUAAUUGAUCAAGGACGUGUUGAACAAAGAAUUUUAAUGGAUAAUUAUGAAACAGCUCGUCGUAUUAUGGAAAGAAGUUCACCACCCAAUUGUAUAGCUGCAUAUCUUCCAAAUGGUACUGAAAUGCAAAAUUUAAAUGUAUUUCGUUGUUAUACAUGUAAAGCUCAAAGUGCACGCUAUUUUGUUGAAGAUCUUGCUGAACAAAUAAUUCGUGCAGAAAAAGAUUGUCAUGCUAUUGAACGAGAGAUUCAAGAAGCGAAAUUAAAAUCAAAUGAAACACAAAAACGAGUUGGUCAACAUCAACAAACAGUAACUUCAUUAGAAACAACAAUAAAUGAAAUAAAAUUAAAAAUUGGUCGAUUAGGAAAAGAACUUCGAGAAUUACAAUCAAUUGAAGCGCCCAAUAAUUCUAAUAUAGAUGAUUGUGAAAAUGAUUUAUCUGAAUAUGAUACUCGUAUUGAAACAUUAAAAGAACGUAUAAAAGAACAAAAAUCUAAAAGUGAAGUUGAAUCACCAGAAUAUCGACAGGUGUUAGAUGAUUUAGCUCAAGCACGACAACGUGUUAUGGAAAAACGUGAAGAAGCUGAACAAUGUAAAACAACACUUCAAUCGUGUGAUGCUUUAAAAGAAAAUGGCCAACGAGCAAUCAAUGAAUUACAAAAAGGUCUUGAUGAUAAUCAAAGAAAACUUGAUCAACAAGAAGCAACAAAAACAUUUGUUGAAAAAAGACUUGAAAAACAACUUGAAAAUGCACAAAAUUUAGUUCAACAACGUCCAGAUGAAGAAAUUGAUACGAAAACGGUUCGACGAAAUUUGGAUGCUCUUCUAAAAUUUAUUGAAACAAAUAAGAAUGUUACACAUGAUUUACAAAAAAUUGAACAACGUGUCGAACAAGUUACUCAAGAAUUAAAUGUAUUUUGUCGUAUUGUUGAUAAACAAGAAAAACUUAUUCAUAAAUUAUUUAAAGCAGCACGUCAUCGUGGUCAACAAUAUAAAAAUCUUUUGGAAUCGACAGCGAAAUUAACUAGUAGUUGUUUUACUUCAUUUCUUGAAUCAAGAAAUUAUACAGGCGAAGCUAUUUUCGAUCAUCAAGAAAGAACUCUUUCACUUGAAAUUACACCACGUGGAGAUGAAGUACAUAAAGAUACACGAUCAUUAUCAGGUGGUGAACGUUCAUUCUCAACAGUUUGCUUUAUGCUUGCUCUUUGGGAAGUUGUUGAAAUGCCAUUACGUUGUCUUGAUGAAUUUGAUGUUUUCAUGGAUCAUGUAACACGUCGAACUGCAAUGAAUCUUGUUCUUGAGGUGGCUCGUGAAAAGAAAAAACAAUAUAUAUUUUUAACACCACAAGAUUUAAGUUUUCUUAAAAUAACUCCCGAUAUGCGUAUUCUACGAAUGCCUCAACCAAAACGAACAUUAGUGCAAAUAAAUAAUGAAAAUGAUUCCGAUUAA
This is a messenger RNA of Adineta steineri, 3282 nucleotides long. The record is from the annotation of a GenBank genome assembly. NCBI's taxonomy places the organism in Eukaryota, Metazoa, Rotifera, Eurotatoria, Adinetida, Adinetidae.